Molecule: messenger RNA, 672 nt
Organism: Homalodisca vitripennis (glassy-winged sharpshooter)
Lineage: Eukaryota; Metazoa; Arthropoda; Insecta; Hemiptera; Cicadellidae
Exons: 1
Coding region: 1-672 (223 amino acids)
Molecular function (GO): nucleic acid binding
Source: RefSeq, a predicted model, not a curated record
AUGUGGAGAGCCAACAUAAAAACAGGAGAUUAUCACGACAAUGUGAACGGCAAGAUGUAUUUUAAAUGGCUGACGGAAAAAUUAAUUCCAAAUUUACCUCCUCGGACUGUUGUGGUUAUUGACAAUGCAUCUUAUCACAAUGUCCAAGUAGAUAAGUGCCCAACUUCGAAGAACACUAAAUCAGAAAUGCAAGAUUGGCUGAUACAGAAGAAUAUUGCAUUCUCAUCGUCAUCGCCGAAGGUGGAGCUCUAUGAGUUGAUUAGGCAACACAAACCGGCGCACAUUCGCUAUCACAUUGACGAGAUUAUGAGAGAACAUGUACACGACAUCCUUAGGCUCCCUCCAUAUCAUCCCAUACUCAAUGCCAUAGAGCUAAUCUGGGCUGAUGUAAAAAACUGGGUUGCAGCUCACAAUGUGACUUUCAACUUACAUGAUGUUGAGCGCCUUGUGAACCAGAAGUUUGAAACCAUAACUGAAACGGACUGGAAAAAAAUAUGUGAAAAUGUGAAGAAAAUGGAAGAGAAGUUCAUACGAGUUCAAAGUCAACUGGAAGAUACCAUUGAAUCUUUUGUUAUCGAUCUUGGUGCAGAGUCCAGUGAAGAGGACAACAGUGACUUUUCUGAAGAUGACUUUGAAGACGGGAAUUUGUCAGGAAUCGAAGAGUUGAUUUAA